Danio aesculapii is the source of this 3339-nucleotide messenger RNA. RefSeq names its product NMDA receptor synaptonuclear signaling and neuronal migration factor b (gene nsmfb). Gene Ontology annotation, biological process: regulation of neuronal synaptic plasticity; positive regulation of neuron migration. The coding region runs from base 291 to 1997 and encodes 568 amino acids. Gene Ontology annotation, cellular component: nucleus; cytoplasm. NCBI's taxonomy places the organism in Eukaryota, Metazoa, Chordata, Actinopteri, Cypriniformes, Danionidae. The record is from RefSeq and is a predicted model, not a curated record. The transcript is spliced from 14 exons.
UGCUGGCAGCUCACCGUCCACAAUGCUCUAUUAACUCAAACUCCCUUCACCAGAGAUCAAAAACUUACUUCUCGUAGUGAAAUACAGCCGGAUGUGGCGUUCCUAAACAUGAGGAACAAACGGAGCAUCUGACAUUGACCCUGAGCAGCAGUUUGAUUCGGGGAGUAGAGGGAAGCCGAUCGUAUCUCCACUCUGCGGAUGAUUUUGUUUGCGUUGUGCUUUUCUUUCCUUCAUUGCAGAUGUUGCGAGUGGAAUGAGCUGUUUUCUCACAUCGGGCUUGUCACUGCAGCAUGGGAACUGCCGUGUCCAAGAAGAAGAAUUUAAGGAAUGAUGCGAUUUCUUCUGUUGCCGCAAAAGUUAGAGCAGCUCGAGCAUUUGGAGAGUACCUUUCUCACACGCACCCUGAGAACCGCAACGGAUCAGAUCACUUGCUAUCUGACACCUUCAUUGGUCAAGAGACAGAUUCCCCAGACAUUAGCAGACUGAACAACAAUAACAGCCUCCAGCCAUACUCCCAACACACUCUAAUAGUCAAGCCCAGUCAAGAAGAGGUUCAGCCAGGCAGUCAGUCUGCACCCCUUCCUACAAGUUCCAAGCGUCGACUUUCCGUAGAACGCAGCCUUUCUUCUGAGGAUCAGCAGGAUCAGAGGCGUGCAGAGGGUUCUGUGAAACCAGCACGUGUCUACACCAUUACCAGGGAGCGAGAUAUGCUUGGGGGCCAGGGAAGCGAGGAGAGUUUGGAGUUAGAGGUGCUAAAGAGGACCUCAGAGCCAUCACAAAUCAACCCUCCAACAGGUUUACGUGGAAGCCAUCAUCGAGGAAGCCAACAUCGUGGGAACAACGGCCCCACCCACCAGCAUCACUACGGUCAUACACCAAUGGCACAACCUUUGCAGAGCUCAGGAAGCACCCAUAACAUUCGGGACUGGGGAUCGAGGCGGAGCAGGUCGAGGGAGGAUUGCACACCGGAUUGUGUGGCCUGCAUUCGCCCGCACUGCCAGAGCCAGCGCUCACUAGACCUCGAGACGUCUCCUCACGGUGGUGGCAAACAGCACAAGAAGCUAGAGAGGAUGUACAGCGAGGACCGUGUGUCCUCUGAAGAUCGAGAGGAUCACACGAACAGCUGGUUUCCUAAAGAGAACAUGUUCAGCUUCCAGACUGCAACCACCACCAUGCAAGCAAACUUCCGGAAACAUCUGAGGAUGGUGGGCAGCAGGAGGGUGAAGGCCCAGACAUUUGUUGAUCGCAAAGCGAAGAGUUUCAGCCGGUCCUGGAGUGACCCCACACCCGUCAAGCCUGACUCUCUCCAUGACUCCAGAGACAGUGGAGACCUUCAGGCAUCAUCUGGCAAUCUGGAUGAAGAAGACUGUGAUGAUGUUGACUGGGAGGAAGAGAGAGAGUCAGAAAGGGCAGCCUGUGAGGGCGACGAUUUCAUCCCACCCAAAAUCAUGCUAAUUUCAUCGAAAGUACCAAAGGCCGAGUACGUUCCCAACAUCAUCCGCCGGGACGACCCCUCCAUUAUCCCUAUUCUCUAUGAUCAUGAACAUGCCACCUUUGAUGAUAUACUAGAGGAGAUUGAAAAGAAACUCACCGCCUACAGAAAAGGCUGCAAAAUCUGGAACAUGCUCAUCUUCUGUCAGGGAGGCCCAGGUCAUCUCUACCUUCUGAAGAACAAAGUGGCUACGUUUGCGAAAGUAGAGAAAGAGGAGGGCAUGAUGCAGUUCUGGAAGAAGCUUGGCAGAUUCAUGAGUUUAUUAAACCCGGAGCCCAAUCUCAUCCACAUAAUGGGCUGCUAUGUGCUCGGCAAUGCUAAUGGAGAAAAGCUUUUUCAAAACCUCAAGAGACUGAUGAAACCUCAUCGCAUUGAGUUCAAGUCUCCUCUGGAGCUGUCAGCACAGGGUAAGGAAAUGAUCGAGAUGUACUUCGACUUUCGCCUGUACCGUUUAUGGAAGACCCGCCAACACUCUAAACUUCUCGACUACGAUGACCUUCUGUGACAUUGUGGUGUUGGUUUAAACAGCCCAAGAGGCAGGUAGCUUACUUUAGCGGGCCAUCCGGCGACGUAACUUCCCGAGAAGAGCCUGGGCCGAAAAAGCCCUGAGGUGAACGAGGAAUAUGAGGACGGCUGACAUAGAGAAAACACUGGAAUUUCUCCACCCUCUGAUGGGAAGCAGCCAUUACUGUUAGGUGCUGUGCGUUCACCCCCAUCCCCCAGCUUUCAGCCUGAAAGAGAAACAUUCGCUAGAUACCGACAGGUUGUAUCUUUUAGCCUGCGUGAGGUCUAGAACAUCAUGCUCGAUUUCUUUGAGAAGCUACAACGAGAAGGAGGAUUUUUGUUUUGUUUUAGUUUUUGUUUAGUAUUUUUCGAGUAGCUGUUUUUGUGGUUAACUAGCAGGGACAGUGAAAACAAGGCCAUACUUAAACAGGCCUUGACGUUCUUAUAUUAUUCUACAAGUGCAGGAUCAACUUUGGGACUACAUAUCUGUGUUGUGUGUGUACGUAUUCACUUUAUCACUAUCAAAUAGCUACUGUAAUUGAUCUUUCAGCAUAUUAUUGCGCUGUUUUAGUUAGAGUGUGGUGUGUUUUUGUUUAGGAUUCAUAAGAGGGACUAUAACUCAGGUUUCGUUUAACUGACAUCCCUCUGUGCUUUACCAUCUUUAGAGAGAAAGGGAGCGAAAGAAUUUCUUUGUGUGAAGUUGUUCAGUCCCAAUAAAUGAGUUACCUAAGUGGAUUUGGAAUAACUUGAUAUCUGUAUCAGGGACUUUAUGUGCGUUUUAGACAUCUGUGGACUUACAGAUUCAUUGUCGAAAUGUCCAUAAAAUGAUGUACUGUAUGUAUAACAUUAAGGCAUGUGUAGAAAGUGCUCAUUAUAGGCAGAUUUUGUCUUUCAGCUUCAAAAUUUUCAAAACUUUUCUAGCAUCUUAAUAAUUAAAUAAGAUUUUAAAACAGAUGAUGAAUUAAAAUAGAAAACGUUGGUGAUUUUGCGCUCCGAUCUCGUCAUAUUUGUGUAUUUUGCGCUCAUAUUAUGUGUUUCUCUCACAGUUGACUUGACGUCACAUAGUUUAGUGGUGUUUUAUUUGUACGUGGAGGAUAAUCAUUUAUCCAUUUCUGAUAAGUCAAAGUGCAAUUGUAUCUGCAAUACUUCUCUUUUCGGUAGUAAUUGGUCCUGAAUGUAACUGUGAUCAUGUUUUGAGCAUCAAGAUUAGCUUUUUUCAUAGUAUACAGGAUAGUUCGUUUAGCCUUUAAAGUGGUUUUCUGUGGAGGAAAACGUCCUCUAGUUUGUGCGUGGGUGUUUUGGAUGCGGCAAACAGAUAAAACACUAGGUAGUUGUAAUCAUCA